This is a messenger RNA of Saccostrea echinata, 744 nucleotides long. RefSeq names its product E3 ubiquitin-protein ligase rnf213-alpha-like. The record is from RefSeq and is a predicted model, not a curated record. NCBI's taxonomy places the organism in Eukaryota, Metazoa, Mollusca, Bivalvia, Ostreida, Ostreidae. The transcript is spliced from 2 exons. The coding region runs from base 43 to 744 and encodes 233 amino acids.
AGCUAAUUCUUUCUAGGUACUUGCCAAAGAAUCAUCAAUAAAAUGGAUAUUUGUCCUAUUUGCUUUGAGCGAAUUAAAAAUCCUUACUUCUGCAACCCAUGCAGACACAUCUUUUGUUAUAGCUGUAUUUCUGCCUGGCGAAAUGGUACGUGUCCUUUGUGUCGAGAACAAAUCAAAUCAUACAACCGUGCCCAGCAAGUGUCUCCAACUGCUGCAGAAUCUACAGCAGACGCACCAAACUACGCCGAAAGAAGCAAAAUGUACGUGUUUAUCUUGAUUGUUGUCUUCAUCCUUGUCGACAUUCCAAGUUCAGCAGGAUUCUUGCGGUCCGUAGUAUACCCUCCAUGUCGUGAUCUGAUUCUUAUAAUAUGGGAAAUCUUGUACAUUGUACUGAUAACAAUCUUGAUGCCAGUGAAAAGUAUUUACAGGUUAAUUGUUGAAAUAGUCAUCUUUGAACUUUAUGACAUUUUACUUGCUAUUUGUUACGUGCCACUGGGUAUCGGUAGAAUACUUAUAAACUUUCCUUUCAAUUUCUACGAGGGUUUGAAGGUGUACUUUUUUGAUAACAGUUGGUCAUCCUUACUUCAUAGAACAGUCCAUCUUUUACUGGUUGUUUUGCUCAUCGAUUCUGCUGAACAGACUCUUUGGUUACGGGCAUUUGAAAGGAUUCAGCUUAAAGCCAGAUUCUACAGAGAGUAUAACAAAGUUCUUGAACGUAUAGAACGUAUCAGAGGAAACUCAUGA